This is a messenger RNA of Papilio polytes (common Mormon), 736 nucleotides long. It is a transcript of the gene Or-41, whose product is annotated as odorant receptor 85b-like. The coding region runs from base 100 to 627 and encodes 175 amino acids. The transcript is spliced from 5 exons. NCBI's taxonomy places the organism in Eukaryota, Metazoa, Arthropoda, Insecta, Lepidoptera, Papilionidae. The record is from RefSeq and is a predicted model, not a curated record. Gene Ontology annotation, molecular function: odorant binding; olfactory receptor activity. Gene Ontology annotation, biological process: detection of chemical stimulus involved in sensory perception of smell; sensory perception of smell. Gene Ontology annotation, cellular component: plasma membrane.
CUCAGGUGGUCGCUUGCUCGUUAUAUAUAUUUUAAACUAUACUAUUACGGUUAGGGAAAUUUCCCUUAAUACCACAAAUAAUGUGUUAAAUUAAUUCAGAUGCAAUCAGUUCCAUUAUCUUCAAAGUUAACGGAAGAGCAACGGACCAUGAGAAUUUCGAACAAUAACAAAUUAUUUGUCGAGUGCAUUGACCAACACCAAACAGUUAUUAGAUUUAUUGAAAUUGUGGAAAAUACAUAUCACGCUAAUAUAUUUUUCCAAUUAAGUGGUACGGUAGCUAUCAUCUGCAUAAUUGGAUUACGUAUUACUAUGUCGGAGCCUAGCAGUAUUCAGUUCUACUCGAUGUUGAUUUAUAUGGUGACCAUGCUGUCGCAGCUGCUCCUGUACUGUUGGUGUGGCAGCGAGCUAACUACAAGGAGUCAAGAAUUAAGAGACUCCUUAUAUCAAAGUCCCUGGUACGAACAGGACAAAAAAUUUAAAAAGUCCUUGUUGAUAACAAUGGAAUGUAUGAAGAAACCUAUUGUAUUUAAGGCUGGUCAUUAUAUACCGCUAUCUAGGCCCACAUUUGUAUCGAUUCUACGAUCAUCUUACUCGUUUUUCGCUGUUUUAAAUCAGACGCACAAUUAAAGAAUAAAUUGAAUAUGUGUUUUCACUAAAUAAAGAAGUAUCCGGGAUCUUCAUGGAACGCAACAGAAACCUAUAGAAGUAAACUAGAUAAAUAAUGAAGCUUGGCUUA